UCUUUCGGAAGGAUUUCUCAUGACGACGGUCGAAACAUUGACUGCCGAUGUAGGCAGUGUGCGCACUACUGCAAUGGAACCAGAUGCUUUGCCCCCGGAAAGUGAGACUGAAAUCCCCCCCGAGUCACAACCCGAGAACGAAAAGGAUCGCCGAGUGGAAGGGGAAGAUGAAUCGUCAAAAGCACCCAAGUCCCAGUUGGACACAAUCCCGAGGGCGACAGUAGAGGAGUGGUUCAAAACCAGCAAAAGCUCGCUCUCUCGAUUUGAGGAGCUCGAAAGCCGGACCCAGAGAGUUGUGGACGCGCAUGGGUUUGACUGGCAGGAUGCCUUGCAGGACAUCUCGUCAAGCCUUUUCGAAGAGAUGCAGAUGUUGCGCGACUUGAAUGAGCCCCAGGAGAUCGACAUCUCUGUUGCAAAAAUCCGUUACCUCCCCUGGGGUGAAGCAGCCACCUUGGACUGUCCGCCUGCCAAGCACUUCGCCAUUGAAAUUCCCCACAACGAGCCUUCAGCAGGCGAUAUCCGAGCCAGUACUGGGGGUAGCGGACAAUCGGUCGCUCUCCUGACUGGAGAAGAAGACACAGACAGCCUUCCCUUGACUACUUUACCCGAACGAAUCCGCAUCAACUCUCAUCGCCUGAAACACUUGCUAGAUUAUGAGUUCGGUAACGGGGACUUGUCCUAUCACGGUGGCACCCCCUUGUCAAUUCUCCGGCCCUUCAAACUCUUGGUCUAUUUUGAUAAGCCAAUUCGGGCCAAGCUGGCAGAGUUUGAAGCUGCCCGGAAGGAGAUACAGGAUCUGUCGGAGGAGGAGUACAUUCAAGCCCUAGUGGACUCUUCUGUCGAGGACAAGGGCUAUUCCAAGGAUGAUUGGCCAUCGAUGAGUGUGUUAGAGUUGACCGCUCUGAUCAUGGAUUGUCGAUGCUUGACGCAAUUCAUGGAUGAAACUCUCCGUCCAGCACAGAUGUACCUGGCCACUGCCCCGGAGAUGGUGCGAUUUUCUGACCUUUGGUUCCUCUUCGCCCAAGGCUCCCUUGUGUAUAUCAAAGGCAGCAAUCCCCCCCAGAAGAUCUGGAAGGUGGUGCAACGCACCGGCGGCCGCCGGAUCCUGGAAGGGUCGGGGCAUCCCAGAGACAAAACUCUCGGCACCUGGACCACUUUCGUGCUAGAUUGCUUCUAUUUAGACUAUGAUGGAACCCGCUUUAUUCCCGUCUUCCGUCAAUUUGAAAUCAGUGGUUUUGAUGGCACCCAGGCCGUCAAGUCCCUCCCAGUCCUUCCUCUCCCUGUUGCGGAGCGAGAAGGGCUCACAGACCGAGCAUACCUGGCCACGCGAGGGAAACAGUUCGUUGAAUGCACGCAGCAAAUCCUUCAUCUGGAUUACAGCGGCCGAUGUCACUACUUAGACCCAUCCGGCCGAAAAUUGACUGAUAUGGUCGACAAGAUCCCCUCUAGUGCCUCUUGCUAUUCUGAGCAAAUUGAUAGCGAUGUGAUAGUGGACUUCGCACGUGCCCUAGGGGAAAUUCCUUGGUGGCGUCCCGUGACAAAUGACCAUACUUUUGGCGAAACUCUCACGGCGGAGACAGGCACCGAUACAGGAAUCGAGAGAGAUGCGGUCUGGGAUAAGCGGUUCACCGAUGACUUUAUGGAGGCUCAGACACUCAUGUGGGAUGCCUGGGCCAAGACCGGAGGAGGGCCAACCGAUGAUGACCUGCUAAUUUUGCCCGACCGGGUUUUUGCAUUCGUGCUAUCAACUAGACGAUGGGCAUGUCUUCAAAUUGGACGGGACCCGAGUGGGAAUGAGCGGCUGCGAAAGAGACCUGCCAAAGAAAACCCCUGGCUCAAAUUACGUCUUCCGGAUGGUCACAAGGACCUGGUUCAGUCUUUGAUCCACUCGCACUUCAACAGGAACAAGUCUGGGAGUGUCCAUUUUGACUUGUUGAGGAACAAAGGGAAUGGGGUUACAAUCCUCUUACAUGGGGUUCCCGGAGUCGGGAAGACAUCUACGGCUGAAUGUGCUGCCAUUAGCAAUGGCAGACCUCUACUUCCCAUAACGUGUGGUGAUCUCGGACUCACAGCGGGCGAAGUAGAAGAAAAACUGAAGGAAAUCUUUCGUCUCGCUCAGGAUUGGGGUUGCAUUAUGCUCUUGGAUGAAGCUGAUGUUUUCCUGGCUCAACGCCGGGCAUAUGACGUGGAGAGGAAUGCACUUGUCUCUGUUUUUCUCCGCACCUUGGAGUACUAUGAGGGAAUUUUGUUCCUCACCACGAAUAGAGUUGGCGUAUUUGAUGAAGCCUUCAAGUCCCGAAUCCACAUGUCGCUCUAUUAUCCGCCACUGAACUGGCCUCAAACAUACGAAAUCUGGUCGGGUCACAUUGACGAAGCGAAUAAGGCUGGAAUAAUUGCCAGCAAGGGUGAGUUGACGAGCUUUGCGAAUCAGAUCUUCUACGCUCAAUGUCGUCCGGGGUCGGGACCUGUUUGGAACGGUCGACAGAUUCGUAAUGCCUUUCAGAGUGCCCUUGCUCUGGCGGCAUUCCAUACCAACGAGGGGGCCAAGAUCCAACUUCACGCAACCUAUUUUCAUAACGUCUUCACCGUGUCGGACAACUUCAGCAGAUACAUCUGGAUCACCCAGAAAAAACAGGACGAUGCUGAGCGCAACUCAAGCUCAAUGGUAAGACGAGACGACUUUACCUAUGAUACGACAGGGGUGCUCAACCUGCAGCCUCCUCAACAACCCACUGUUAUGCAGCCAUCGUACACCCAGGGAGGUAUGCCAGCGUCAUCCUUGUCUCAAGGUCACCCAAGCUCACAGCAAAUGGGGGCCGUCGGUAGUGGCCAGCCUUAUAUGGGAGACCCGCGGAAUCUCCAGGCGGGUAACCAGAAUAUUUCCCUUCCCAUGGGUCCGCAAUCUGGCCAGCAAUUGCAACAACCAAGUCCACAGCUAGCCCUGCAUCCCCAGCUCAAUCUUUCGAGCAACAAUCUUAACGAUAAUUAUAACUUGCAUUCUAGUGGCCAAUCAUUACAACAACCGAGCCCACAAAUUAUACCGCAACCCCAAGUGAAUAUGCUCAGCAAUAACAACGCCAACGAGAAUUAUGCCAUGCAACAGCAACAGCAACAGCAACAUGCCCAAUUUAUCUCUCUAUCUGAAGCCGUGGCCUCCCAAAACCAAAAUACUGGAUCGCAGUCCGCAUUGCCGCCUCCCGGUCAACACUUCAACCACCAACCCUCAACCAACUUCCCCCGUUAGGACUAAAGGCACUCAGCUACAUGUAGCCCAAACUUAUGGCUUUGAGCUUUUACCCACUUUGCAUUGGAGCAGUCGAAAAUGUCCGGCUUGGCCUUAGGAACUUUGUUGCAGGAUCGUGAGGGAGGUUCCUCAUCCCGUUAUAAUGCCAAUCGGGUCGAGAGUGAUUUGAAUUCAGGAUGAAACAAUUAAGUUAGG
Messenger RNA from Aspergillus homomorphus CBS 101889, 3439 nucleotides. Its product is annotated as ATPase. The transcript is spliced from 6 exons. NCBI's taxonomy places the organism in Eukaryota, Fungi, Ascomycota, Eurotiomycetes, Eurotiales, Aspergillaceae. The record is from RefSeq and is a predicted model, not a curated record. Bases 20 to 3244 code for a protein of 1074 amino acids. Gene Ontology annotation, molecular function: ATP hydrolysis activity; ATP binding.